Molecule: messenger RNA, 354 nt
Organism: Gongylonema pulchrum
Lineage: Eukaryota; Metazoa; Nematoda; Chromadorea; Rhabditida; Gongylonematidae
Source: the annotation of a GenBank genome assembly
AUGUCAAAACAAACCGGUAAUUUCCUGACUCUCAGCGAAGGCGUAAAGAAAUUCGCAGCGGAUGGCAUGCGCCUUUCUUUGGCGGACGGUGGCGACUACAUCGAAGACGCCAAUUUUGUUUACAGUAUGGCGGAUGCCGGAAUUUUGCGCCUGUACAACCUGCUUGCUUGGGUGCGUGAAAUGGUUGCACUGCGUGAUCAGGGCAGCCUUCGCUCCGGCCAGAACCUCACGUUUGCCGACCACGUUUUCGACAAUGAAAUGAAUAUUGCAAUUCGUAAAACAUAUGAAAGCUACGAGCAGACGCUUUUUAAAGAGGCUCUGAAAUAUGGAUUUUACGAAUAUCACGUAAAUUGA